UCUCAACCAGGAGCAGAAACAUGGACCACAGUGCAGAGGGAGCUGCAGCCAGCGCCGAAGUGCCCCAGGAACUGCUGGAAGAAAUGCUUUGGUAUUUUCGUGCAGAAGAUGCGGCUCCUUGGAAUUAUUCCAUCCUGGUUCUGGCAAUCGUGGUGGUGGUGAUAAGCAUGUUCCUCCUGAGAAGGAGCAUCCUGGCAAACAGAAAUCGAAAGAAGCAGUCAAAAGACAAAGAAACACCAGAAGACCUGCAUCUAGAUGAUUCCAAAAUGAAAGAGAACAUCAGCGGGGCCGCCCUAAGAGAGACACUGAUCGCAGAGAAGCCAGACUUGGCCCCGGAGGAAACUGAGUUGAAUGAGAAAGACACAUCACUCGUCUUUCUACCAGACCCACAGGAAGCUGAGAGCUAGGGAGCAUGGAGAGAACACACUGCCCCAGCCAGACACACGACUGGGAUCUGAGCUCAGCUCUGAGGCCUCAAACCCCUUAGGUU
This is a messenger RNA of Apodemus sylvaticus (European woodmouse), 490 nucleotides long. RefSeq names its product solute carrier family 51 subunit beta (gene Slc51b). Gene Ontology annotation, molecular function: protein heterodimerization activity; transmembrane transporter activity. The record is from RefSeq and is a predicted model, not a curated record. Gene Ontology annotation, cellular component: plasma membrane. Gene Ontology annotation, biological process: bile acid and bile salt transport. The coding region runs from base 21 to 407 and encodes 128 amino acids. Lineage: Eukaryota; Metazoa; Chordata; Mammalia; Rodentia; Muridae. The transcript has 3 exons.